This is a messenger RNA of Stomoxys calcitrans (stable fly), 8538 nucleotides long. Its product is annotated as probable serine/threonine-protein kinase DDB_G0282963. The record is from RefSeq and is a predicted model, not a curated record. The transcript has 11 exons. Lineage: Eukaryota; Metazoa; Arthropoda; Insecta; Diptera; Muscidae. Bases 1937 to 8131 code for a protein of 2064 amino acids.
UAUACAGUCCAACGAAGCAGCUUCUGCUUCUGCUAGCAUGCUGGCAGAGAUAUUGAAUUAAUUUGAAUUGUGAAACGAGACAAAACGGUCGGUGUGUUUUGAAUGCCACGGCGUUACGGCGUUUUCAAAAAAUUACGAUUACUACAUUACAAUCACACAAUAAAAAAUUUAUGAAUUAAAAAUUAAAACAAAAAAAAAAUAAUUAUUAAAUAAAAAAAUAACGUUAUAUUCGUAUUAUUUUAACGUUAUUAUUCGGAAUCGAAUGAAUGAAAAUGAACUUUUGUGCGAAUUCUUUGGCGAUUUGUAGUGGAAUAAAACUAAAAACGAGAAUAUAACGAUAAUAAUCGAAAGCAAAACAAAAAAGGAUAAAUAUAUGAAAAAUUCAGAAAUAUAAAAUCCAUUAAAUUAUCUUUCGGUGAAGAGUGGAGAGUGCCUUUGUUUUCUCGUAAAUGAACCAUAUAGAGUGCGCGCGUGUUUUUUGUUGUCGGUUUUUUUUUUCAUUGCUUUUUGUACGUUUUUUCUCUUGCUGGGGCUGAGUGAUGUGGAGUGCGUGCGUGUGUGUCCCUAUGCAGUUAAAUAAAAAUGUUUGUGAUUGCGCAUGAAUUACGGUGUUGAUUCGAUUCGUUUAUUGCGGCCCCCCCUCCCCAAAAAUGAAAAUAGAAAUAAACAAAAAAUAAGAGAAGUCAAAAAAAGGAGAAGAAGCAGAAAUUGAUACAACUACUACUCGAUUGCAUUGUUUAUGGUGUGCGUUUUUUUUACUGCGUUUCUAUUUCAUUCAACACUAUCGAUAUUUUUGGUCUUUUGGAAAAAUAAAAUAAAGUGAGCCUAGAGGUGACCAAGUUGUUUUGUGAAAUUGAAUGCAAGCAUUGAAAAAGAAGAAAUAAACAACAAAAAGCCCCCUCAGAGAAUUUGUAAACAAAACCUGAAAAAAAUUCCAAUUCCCCCAUUAAACAACAACAACAAAGCAAGUGUGUGGAGAGAAAACACCAAAUAAAAUCAAGAAAACCCCAAUAAAAUAAAAAUUGCUAUUUGUGUUAAACGAAUUAACAAACGUUUUAUUUACCUAGAGUGUUUUUGUUUUUUUGUUUAUUCGUGCGACGACAACGACGUCAAAGUGCAAAAGUAAAACAAAACGUUAAGAAAAACACGGAAAAAACGGAGAAAAAAAACGUGUUCGCCGCGGUGUUUUAGAAAUAUUGAAUGUUUUUUUUUUAACCUACCUAUACGGUUUCGAAAUUUCCUCUCUCAUAAAUAAAUAAUCAUAAACGUAACGAAACAUCAGGCAUAGUGAAAUAGAGAAGAAAAAUUAAACAAAAAUCUUAAGCGUAACUAAUUAAAGCAACAAGUUUGGUUUUUUGGUGAAAGAUACAAAAAUUAUUUAAUAAUUUUAAUUACAACAAAGAAUUUGGAAUUUCAUAUCACCACACAGAGAGCGAGAGAGAGAAAGAGUGAAAAAGUGAGUAGUUGGGGAAUAAAUUGUUUCUUCAUUCUUCAAGUCAACAACCAGCAGAACCAGCCAACCCACCCAUCAACAAUUCUUAAAAAUUUGAAUUUGUGUAGCUUUGAAAGAAAUUCAAGAACAUUCAAAGGCCGGCCUUUCUAAACUAAACGAAUGAAAUAUUCUCGAUAAAGAAAAGAAAAUAGAAAUCGAAUGAAGAAAAGUGCUUAGGAUAAAUCAAGUGUUAGAGAAAGUGUUGCAGGAAAAUAGUCUUCCCAAACAUUCCACAUCGAUAUAAGUCAUAUGAAUCUAUUGGAUUAACACAGCAGCAUAAACAAUUGGAGCUUUGCUGUAAUAAUAAUCUUCAAAAAAGAUUUCCUUUUACGUGGCCCCUUCAAUAACAACAUCAAACCAAACCGACAUUGAUAUAAGUUCUUUGUUACUUGUUCAUUGUCAUAUCCAAGGAGAGAUUGAAUCAUACUCCAUGGCUAUACGACAAUGUCCAAUGCUCGCGAAUUGGCAUUGUUAGAGAAAUGGACGUCGUCAUCGGAUGGUGCUACAAUUCUGCCCGGCCUCUCAUCGCCCACCUCACCUAAGGCAACGAAAUUUUGCUGUUGUCCCAAUCGUCGCCGUUAUACGCUGAAACAGCCUAAAUUGACAACAACACUGCAUGUUAGAAAUAUUUUUGUUGACAACGAUUUCAAUUUCAUUGACGACACCACAACCGAAAACGACGACGACGACGACGAAGAAGACGGCGAGAACGCGGAAAACGGUCAAGGAGAUAAUAACAUCGAAGAAAUUUUAUUGUACGAUAGAAAGAAUUAUAAACGGGCCGUAAGUUGGCCAAGUGCUCGUAGAACGCUAAAGAAUAGUAAUCGCAAUCACAAUAACAACCAAAACAACAACAACAAUAACAGUAAGCUAACGAAGCCUAUUGAAGUGUCAGUGGAGGCACCCAAAGAAAAUCGCAGUAGAAUUCAAGUGACAGCCACUGCAACAGCCACAAAAUCUGCAGCCUCGUCCGCAAAUGAUUAUGACGAUAUUGUAGAAGUUGCAGCCAAGAACAGUGCUGGUGGCAUUAGCGCCAGCGAAAGCACAGAAAAAUUCAAAAUCGCUGAAGCGGAAACGAACGAAUGGCGUCGGCAUGACAAAAGCUGUCAUAACAAUCGAAACAAUUGUCUAACGAAGAACGACGAACAACAAAACGAACGAAAGUCAAACAAUGACUAUGAUGACGACAGAUGUUCACUAGAAGAAGAAAGUUUAAGAGUUCAGCAAGAGCAACAGCAACAAGGAAACGAGCAGCAGCAACAUCUGGGUCACGAUCACCAGUCAAAGCCAACAAAGUGUGGCCUUAGAAAAUCCUUGACGCCCCUACCAAUUGGCAAUGAUGAGGGGAGGGAUGUCACUUCUUCCACCUCCUCCACCUCCCACUCCAGCUGCUUUAACUACUCCUCUACUAAGAACGGUGAGCAAUGUUUGGGAUUUUCCAGGCUUCUGGCAAGCCCUAAGAACCUAAAGGCAAAUGAACAAAACGCAGCAAUAGCUACAACAAAAACAUCACCAAUAAUCCAAAGACUUAGUGAAAUAAGAGAAAUUAAAGAUAGUUUAUGUAAGCAAACACUUAGUAAUACAACAGCAACACAACAGCAACAACAACAUCCAGAACAUUGCAACAAUUGUCAAUUUUGUUUUAAUCAAAGCUGUCGCAACUUUUCACAAUUACAACAGAGUCUACAAGACAUUGACAACAACAGCAACACUAGCAAAAAUCGCCAACCAUUUUCCCCCAUUGGCAAUAAUCAGAAAAUGACAAUAACAACAAACACAUCGACGAAUGUGGCCAAUAGUUUUCAAGAACCAGGCGUUGUUGCUGUCGCAAAUCCCAAACAACCCACAGACAUUGUUAGUGGCCUAUCGUUGACAGCAGCCAUGAACAACGAUAUGUCAUCGCUGCCGCCUGCAACGACCAGAACCCAAGUGCCCCCCUCAACCCUAAUGUUGGCAACAAGCAACAAUAGGCCCACCUCACCCAAUAACACACAGCUACUAAGUCCAACACCAGCAUCAUCCCACCAGCAAUGUAACACGCCUUCAUCACCAUUAACAACAACUGUGAUUAAAACAACAAUGGUUAAACGUAGUCCUGCUAAUGAGUCGACAACAUCGCCGACAGCAGCAUCGGCAUCUGCAGCCACAUCACCAACAUCCGCCUCAUUAACUUUGGAAAAAUCUUUGGCCUUCAUUACAACAACUUCGCCGUUUUGUAAUAAUGUCCCCCACUAUCCUCAACAAGAUGCCCCCUCAAUGGCUACCAAAGAGAAUAAACCUGCCAACACCAGUAAUAAGUGUCUAUCGGAUGCUAAGGGGACAUUGCUGCCGAAGGUUGCAGUGUCAUCGUCUACAACACCAAUGAGUGUUAAGGAACGCAUUGCUGCCUUAGUAGCUGGCAAUGAACAAAACCAAAAGCAACAUGACAACAAUUUUAUUAAUAAUAGAACCUCCAUGAAGAACCAGUGCAAUAAAACGAUGAGAUCAACAUCAUUACAGCAACAAUCAAACAUGACAUAUCCACAGCGACAUGGACAAGCAGCAACAUCAGUUUUCAACAGUUCCAGCAACAUGUGUCAACAAUCUCUAUCGCCAACAACUUUAAGAGCUAGAAAAGCCUCAUUGGUCGCCGAUGAGGUAGAUAGUGGCCCAAUGGAUGGCAAUGAAACAAAUCUCCUUUUGACCAGCAAAGCCACAAAUGCCGGCAAUGAGGGAGAAGUGGUAGAAGACAUAAAUGACAAUCUUAACCGCACCAAUACAACAACCACAACGACACCAACAUCAUCCUUGUCACAAACAGCUUCAAGCGGCAUGGGGAGAUUGUCUGCAAAGCCUAGCCCAUCAGACGAUACCCAUAAACCAUCACAUGGUAGUGUAACCAACAAUCAUAUGGCAUAUCAUAAUGCUGCUGUCAAUAAAUACGGAAGCAGUGGUGGCGCAGCCGCAACGGCCACAGCCACAGCCACAUCCCCAUCAACAUCAUCAUCGAAUUCAGCCAUGACAGUUGAUUCGCGUACCCAACAACGCUCUAUCUUAAGUAAUACCAAUCGCAACCAGUCGUUGCCAACAUCAUCUGGUUCUGCAGCAACUUCAUCAUCAAAUGACACAAAUGGCGAUAACAGACUCUAUGAUUUAACAGUUUCCGCAACACCAACCACCUCACCCAUCUCAAAUACAUCUCCUCAGGGUGAUGGUGACGGCAAUGAGACUGAAGCCGCCACAACAUCCACCAGCAGCCGCAACAAAUUAGAAGCUCUUGCUAAUUUGGAUUUAGCUCUCAAUUUGUACAAUCUGCCAUUAGAUCUGGAUGACGAUGAUGAUCCAUAUUUUGUGCUGCAAGAAUAUCUGGAACGUGUUAAGCAUGAAAUCAAUGAAGUCUUUGAAUUGCAUAAAGCCAGACAAAAGGCCCAGCAGCAGCAGCAUCAGGAGCAACAAGCAGUGCCGCCUUUUGAAAGUGAUACAAAUACGGCGGGCACUAGCAUAGAAAAUCAAAUAAUAGACACAUUAAAAGCGGCUGUCUCAAAUGAUGAAUUGUCUCGCUCAACAGAAUCUGAUAGCGGCUUUGAUAGUGCCACUGGCGGUGGCAGGCGUGGUGCUGGUGCUGGUGCUGCGUCUGCAUCUACUCCCCAGCUGGACGUUGGCAGCAACAAAUUACCCUCAAGAGCCAAAGUGACAACUACAAGCACCGAUGCUAAGGAAAAUGACAACAAGAAGGCCAGCCGGCCCCAAGAAGACAACAGUGACAGCGGACGACGACUGAUGGAAAAUGCAACCAAAACUGAAAUGCCUUUGAGAGAUGCCAAACAGCAAACAAGCAAAGAGCCAAAGCCGCCCAAACAUUCUACAAUGAUCCCUAAUACAGAACAGGGCAUACAAGAACAGCAUCUGCUAGAAGCAGUCAGCACAAGAACAUUGCCGGCAUCAUUACCAUGCUCAUCACUGGCCUCAACUUCAGUGUCAACGGUAGAUACAGCUGCAGCAGUUACAGCAGCCAACAUAUCUUCGGCAAUAGCGGCGGCUCCAUCUUCGUCAACACUUAAGCGCCUGCGCAAACAAUUGCAAACAAAAUCGCCAGCAGAAGUUGCCACCGAUGAUGUAAAUAUGUGGGCAAACAAAUUCUUGCGAGAUUUGGACAACUUAAUGGCAUCUGAUAAAGCCACAAACAUGACGAUGAUGCCAACCUCUACGACUACGACAACAACGACAUCUUCAUCAACGGCCAAUAGCCUUUUAGUGGCCUCCAGAAACUCCAUAUCACCGGGACCCACAUCACCAAUGCUAUUGUCCGCCGCUGCCACAGCCGUCAUUCAGAGUCGUUAUGGCAAGGGUGCCCAUGAUCGUUAUGUCGUUGGCCCAGGCUCAGCGGCCCAUGAUCAUCAUCAUCAACAUCAGUUAAGCUCUGGAACGGGCUGUGGUACUACAGCAGCAACAACGUCUUCAACAAAUGGCAUAGUUUUGAGACCAGAGAAGCAUGCCACCAUUCCAUUGCAGUCAUUUAACCUUGAUUGCAGACGUUUAGAUAAUGCCGGUGCCCAGGCUUCAGCUGCAGGUUCAGGUGGCAAUGUGACCAGAACGAAUGUAGCCUACUUGAGAACAUUAUCGGCUCCAACACCAUCAGCAUCACAAACAAUUUACCAUUCGCUACUUCAUGGCAAUAACGAUCAGCUCACCUCCAGUUCUGCUGGCGGUAAAGUGAUUUCUCCAAAAGCCCAAUUGGGCCAGCGUAACAGUUUAGCAGCAACAGGAGUAGGUAGUUAUUCGCUUAAUGCUUCACUCGAUCAUCAUCAGAAUUCGAAUCUGACAAAUUUCCAAAGCAAUGAUGCCGCCGCUACCUCAACAGAUAUGAGCCAUGGUGACAUUAAGUCACCAAUGUCAUCUGCGGCAAAAUUAAAGCCAACGACAAUUCUGAAAAUUGAAGAGACAUCAUCGAAAGCGGUGGCGGGCACAGUGGGAGCCCCUAGCACUUUGUUGCAAUGUUCUACUCCCAUUGCCGAGUCGGCCCCAACGCCAACCCCUACCGCUGCAGAUGUAGAAUCUUUACAUCAGAAACGUUUACGUCAAUUGAACAUGGAAAUGGAUAAUCUGCGCAAUACAUCCAUAGAUCAAAGCCAACAAUUGUCGGCUCUAAUGCAACAAAAUCACUAUUGCAACGGCGGCGGCGGCGGCGGUGGUGUAGGAGCAGGAGGCCAAAGCAGUAGUAAUGGUAAUAAACAUAAAACUCUUAUGACAACCUCAUCAUGUGCAAUGCCGAAAAAGGCUUCCACCAGCAAUGGCACAGCGGCGACAAACGCCACAUCAUCCUCCAUGGGCUCUGCGGCCACAACAAUGACCUGUAACAGACAGCAGCAGCAGACACCAGCGAAUGUUGCUGCAACAAGUUAUCUAUUACAUGGCAGUGAUGCUACCAAAAAAGGUUCAACCUCUACAAUCUGGACAUCUGAGGAAUCGAUAUUAAGGAGUGUUGGCGCCGUCGAUGAAGACAAUAACUCCACUUCAUCCUCGGCUUGUGAAGAAGCUUCUGGUGCUCUAAGCUCGGGUAAAUCGGGCAUAUCACUGGAUAGCUCUGGCGUAGAAAAUGAUAAUAAUGAAAGCGGUAUUGGCACAGCCACACCCCCCAAAGAUAUGUCCUAUUGGAAGAGUAUGCCACACCAUCAUCAUGGUCAUCACCACCACCACCAUCAUCACAAUCAGCAGGAUAAUGAGUCAGUUAGCAGCCUAGAGGCUAUGCGCAAAAUUCAAUUUCAAAAGGGAAGCUCAGUAACCUCAUCUGAUGAUCCUGAUCUCUUGGAAGUUCUUAGCUUAUGUGAUGAGACACACAACGAUGGGGAAGAGGAUGGCGAGGGGAGAGCUAAUCAUAAUCUCAGCUCGCUUAAGCCACAGAACAACGAGGAAGAGGAGGAGGAUAUGGAUGAUGAUUACGAUAUGGUCGAUGAAGAGGAUGAGGGCCAUGAUGAAUUCGAAAUUGCCACCUAUUGUGAUUGUGAUUGCACUGAGGAUGGUGAUGCCAGCAGUGCCAGUGCUGGUAGUUCCGGCAAUCGCACAAACAGCAGUUCCAUUAAUAAUGGCUCACUAAGUGAUUCCAACGGCAGCGGUGGCGUUGUAUUGCGACGCAAAUAUGCCGCCUCGCCAAUUAUGGUGCCACAGAAAUGCCGUAGUCAUUCAUUGGACACCUCAUCGCUGCCCAAUUCAUAUCAUCAGCAACAGCAUCAAGGGCAAGGGCUUCAUGGCAUUGCUGCCAAUGGCCAUCAUCAUAUGCAUGUGGGCCAACAUGCGCAGUUGGCUCGCAAACUGCAACAUUUAAGAGAUCGUCAAAAGGAUCGCAAUCAACUAUCGUUGGCUUUGAGACAGGAACCUUUUCAGUCGUUGCUGGCGCCCACACAUUUCCAUGAGCUGCCAUCGCCCAGCAGUGCCUCAUUGCAUAGUGGCCAUGAGAUACUAGAUACCCAAGAGCUCUCAACGAAAUCCAAUUCGGCGCCUUUGUUAUUGAAACAAGAAAAACGUCUUGAUGACUUUGCCAACCAAAAUGUGACACUACGCUAUUCUCGUUCCCAAAGUGAUCGCUAUUUAGCAGAUUGUGCUUAUUGGAAAGGAGGCCAAGUUCAAGUUCAGUUGAUGAUUCUCAGACUCUUUCAGUGUUGAUUUGGAUUUAUUUCGACUUUAUGAACAUUCCACUAAGGAACAGGGGAUACUUCUCUUGUAUCUUGAGUGCAGUCCGAUUAAAGCUUAAGCUCAAUAAUAAGGGGCCUCCUUGUUUUGUGGAGUCCGAACAGCGUGCCGCAUAGCGACACCACUUAGUUGAGAAGUGUUAACAUGGCAGGAUGCCUCACAAUAUAGCCAGCAUUAGUAAGGGGAUAACCAACGCUGAAAAUUUUUCUGAUGUUCACGAUGGGAUUAGAGCCCAGGCAUAAGGCGUCAUAGUUGGACAUGCUAACUUCUGCGCCAUGGUGACCUUCAAUAUCAUAUACAACUAUGUUAAAAGCCUUCCAUUUUUCCCCAACUCUUUUAUGGUUUUGUAUAAUGAACUGCUGUACCCAUAAUGCUAUAAA